Molecule: messenger RNA, 4074 nt
Organism: Branchiostoma floridae (Florida lancelet)
Lineage: Eukaryota; Metazoa; Chordata; Leptocardii; Amphioxiformes; Branchiostomatidae
Product: probable RNA-dependent RNA polymerase 1
Exons: 9
Coding region: 256-3609 (1117 amino acids)
Biological process (GO): siRNA processing
Cellular component (GO): nuclear RNA-directed RNA polymerase complex
Molecular function (GO): RNA-directed RNA polymerase activity
Source: RefSeq, a predicted model, not a curated record
UAUGAAGUGGAAGAAGUGCUCGUGAUUUUCCCCAGACUCAGUGACAGCCCUGAAGAAAAGGUGACCCGAAAGAUCAGCUUUCACGGCUGCUCAAAGAGUACAUUGGGAAACUCCUCCUGCCUGAAGCUCGUUCUCCCCGCCCGACAGAACCCCCAGGACGUCCUGAGCCGACUGUGUGGGAGGGGCAGCUUUACCGCGCACUACGUCUCCGUCACGUCACUCCCCGCACCUGAGACGGCAGGUAAGGAGGCGGACAUGCUGACCGGCGUGGCGUUCAAGACCAGCUACGCCUUCCGCGCCCUCCUCUCGCGCGGCUUCACCGCCAUGGACCAGGUGACGGACGCCUUCAUCCGCCAGGUGAGACGUCUGGACAGGGACCGAGGGGAGGAUGUGGCCGCCGAUAUUCUGUACCGUCUGACUCACGUGCUGGAGAGAGACAGGUUUGCCAACAUCCAAGCGGUGCUUGACUGCCUCCUGGCCGCCCGAGAUGUUGAGUUGGGCCGACCGGAGACACUCCCGGCUACUCUGCAGGUGGUGGCCAGGGUCAUCGUCACGCCGACAAGACUCGUCUUUCUGCAGCCGGAAAUCAUGUACGGAAACAGAGUUUUGCGGGAAUUCGGCACAGAUCACUUCCUCCGCGUGGUGUUCCGAGACGAGGACUUCUCCAAACUUCAAGCAACUGGGACCGGUAGGGGCAAUGGUGAUGAGGAGGAGAAGAUCUUUGUUCGCGUCAGGAAGGUGUUGAAAAAAGGGAUCAAAGUCGGCAACAGGUUGUACGAGUUCCUGGCGGCGUCUAACAGCCAGCUGCGGGAGCACGGCCUGUGGUUCUUUGCGUCUGACGGCAGGAACAGAGCGGACUCCAUCCGGGAUUGGAUGGGAGACUUCAGCAACAGCAGGUGCCCGGCCACCUACCUGGCCAGGAUGGGUCAGUGUUUCUCCACCACGGAGUCCAGCGUCACAGUCCGGCCGGGACAGGUCAGCAGGAUCGCCGACAUCGAGGGCGGGCGGGACCCUGACGGCAAGUCCUACUGCUUCUCCGACGGCAUCGGCAAGAUUUCACGGGACCUUGCUAAGGAGGUGUGCGAGAAGACCCAGCGAAGCCAUGAGCCCUCAGCCUUCCAGGUGAGGUACGCGGGAGUGAAGGGGAUGCUGGCGGUAGACCCCACCCUCACCGGUCUGGCCAUGCAGUACCGCAAGAGCAUGGAGAAAUUUUCCUCUGAGCACAACAAUAUUGAGAUUUGCUCCGAAAGUCAUCCAGCGCGGUUUUACCUGAACCGACAGAUCAUCUCCAUCCUGUCGGGACUGGGGAUUCCAGACGAGGUUUUCCAGGUCCUUCAAGAAGACCAGCUGCGGAAGUUAGCCAGCAUGUUCCUGUUGGAGAAUCGGGCCGUCGACGCGCUGAACCAGCGGGCGCAACUGUCCGGAGUGCCGUACCAAAAGCUGUCCAACUGCGGCGUCUACAUGACCAGCGAGCCGUUCUUUAAAGGCAUGCUACGGAGAGUUUACAAGAGCGGCAUCGGGGACACUCGAAGAAAGGCCAGGAUAGAGAUCCCACCCGAGUACGGACGGAACAUGUUGGGUGUCCUGGACGAGACAGGCACACUUGAGUAUGGACAAGUCUUUGUCCAGUACACGGAGGAUAUCACAGACAAGGGUGGCGAGACCAAAGUGUUGACAGGAGAUGUCGUUGUAUCGCGGAAUCCGUGUUUCCACCCGGGAGACGUACGGAAACUCAGGGCAGUCGACGUCCCCGCACUGCAUCACAUGGUUGACGUCAUCGUCUUCCCCUCCAAAGGACCGCGACCGCAUCCUAACGAAAUGUCGGGAGGAGACCUGGAUGGAGACCAGUUCUUCGUCACCUGGCACCCUGACCUGCUAUUCCAGCGCCCGAAUGCAGACCCCAUGCACUUCAAGGCACCGAAAAAGAUAGAGCUGGAGAUCGUCACAAUCUCCGACUUGCAGAAUUUUAUCGUUGACUAUAUCAAGAGCGACAUUUUGGGUGUAAUAGCAAAUGCCCACCUGGCCUUUUCGGAUAAAGAAGAGGACGGUGUGUUCUCUCAGGUUUGCUUAAACCUGGCAGAAAAACACUCAGACGCCGUGGACUUCCCAAAGACGGGUGUGCCAGUAGGCCUUAGCGAUGAUGAGAGACCCAAGGCGUAUCCAGACUUCAUGGACAAGUCGCACAAAAAGACUGUACGGAGGUCGGAGAAAGCGAUGGGAGAAAUGUACAGAGAGUGCCAGGCCAUUGAGAACAUCUGCAGUGCGCCGGAAAAGACUGACGAGGCUGAAACUAUCGAACCCGAUCCAUACCUGAUUCUGCCAACCCACCAACGGUACAAACGUCAGGCUGAACAGAGUAGAGGCCGGUACAACGAUCAACUCAAGUACCUGAUGGACAGGUAUGGCAUCGAGACGGAAGCUGAGGCGAUGUCAGGGUGCAUCGGUAGAAUCCACAAGCACAUGGAUAACCGAUACGACAGGCACGAAGUCGAGAGGGUCUUCAAAGAGAGAAUCAAGGACCUUCGUCGGCGCACUCGAGAGGAAUUCUUCGUAGAGUUCGGAGGAGAGAAGAAUGUGAAGAAGAGCGACUAUCCUCCAGAGGUACAGGCGAAGGCAUCUGCAUGGUACGUUGUAACCUAUUCUGAUGCCAACGAGAACCGUCUUCUCAGCUUUCCUUGGAUCGUUGGUGACAUCCUUGCCGUGAUAAAAGUCACCGUCGCUCCUGACUACCCGGUAUCCCUCCAUCCUUCUGCUGACCACAUCACAGCGGAACUGGAGACGAUCUACUCGUCAAAGGCUUUGGAGACCGUCCGCAACCUUUCUGUUGCGUUCAAAAGGCAGUCCGUGCAGCAUCAGGUCGUCCAAGCCGUCGUCCUGCGGCAUCCCGACACCGUCGCCCUUAUCGCGUUCCUGCUGCAGUGGGCACAACAAUAUCAGCUUCUCGGACGGGACGUCAGGCAAAACCAAAUAAGCCAAAAAUCGUUCUUGUUCCUGUUAGCAUCUCAUGCCAUCAAAAAUGGAUUCGUCCCCGAUCUUGAGUUGGUCGAUUACACCCUUGAAUGGUCCAAACUGACAAACGACCUUCUCCACCGCUCACACAAGAGGCAUGAUACACCCUCUGUCUUUGGAGGCAUAGGGUUACUGUGUGUGGACGUCUUCCGCUAUCUCGGAUCCCACACGUUUGUGUCUGCCCGCGGGACUGCCCACAUCGUGGCGGACACGGCGCUGAUGUUGUCUGAAGGCUGCGCGAAGAACGUCCAGCGCCAGGCGCUCCGGGCCUACCACCUCCUCUCACAGACAGGCGACAUCGGCGCGCUCAUUGAUACCAACAUCACUCAGCGGCAGGAAGAAUGGUCUAGGACCUUACCACCAAAUCUCUGGAAAAACUACGUCAGCAAACGGAUCAAACAGGUUGAGGAAGACUUGGCCAAGAAGACUGGUGCAGAGGUGCACAUCAGGCCAAUCAAGGGAAGGCGUCCCAGGGGACGCGUCAGUGGCUCCGGCUCUCACGACGCCAUCUUGCGAUUGGAGUCUGAAGUGGAAUUCCUGAUACAGUCCAACCCCCUCCAAAGAGCCUUAUUUGGGAUGGAUUCCUGUGUUACUUCCUGAUAUUGUCUUUUAUACACUGUAGAAGGAAUGUGAAGAGGACAUGGAAAGUGGCGAUUACCUGGCAUUAUUAUAAAACAUUAUAAGGAUGAUGCUUAGGCCUAUACUGACAACUGGUUUACUGAAAUCGAUUGAAUGGAACAGUAGUUGACAAAACAGUAUGAUACGUAUGGGGAUAUAGAGGCUACUGUUGCUAAAUGAACUUUGCUUUUCCAUUCAAUAUUCCCUGGGACAAACCAAAGUACAAUAUUUACUGUCGCUGGCCAUUGUAAUUACUUACUUAAUAUAUGUUAAGUAUGACUUUGUAUAGCACUUUGCCUGGUAGUAUCUAAUGCACUUCACAAAGAAUGUCGUGGAUUAAGUGAGAAGAAGAAGUAAAACAAAUACCAAUGACAAGAACAGUCAUAACGUAGGUCAGAGAUAUUCCAGGAAUUAUUUCAGAUAUGUUUUUACCUUGACAUUUUGUUA